AUGCCAAAUACAAAGGGGCAUAAGCGUCUCACAGAACAGUUCUUUGCAAGUUCCGAAGAGGUUGCAAAGAUGAACCUUCUGAACAUGGACGCGGAGAACCGCGUGGUACUGAAUGUGGGUGGUAUUCGCCACGAGACCUACAAAGCUACGUUGAAGAAGAUCCCGGCUACGCGCCUGUCUCGGCUGACGGAGGCUCUGGCGAACUACGACCCCGUCCUUAACGAGUACUUCUUUGAUCGCCAUCCGGGGGUCUUCGCCCAAGUGCUUAACUACUACAGGACUGGAAAGCUCCACUACCCCACUGACGUAUGCGGGCCACUCUUUGAAGAGGAGUUGGAGUUCUGGGGUCUAGAUGCGAAUCAGGUGGAACCGUGCUGCUGGAUGACGUACACUCAGCACCGUGAUACACAAGAGACCCUCGCUGUAUUGGAUCGAUUGGACCUGGAUACGGAAAAGCCAUCUGAAGAGGAAGUAGCUCGCAAGUUCGGCUUCGAAGAGGAUUACUACAAUGGCACAGUGUCUUGGUGGCAACAGCUGAAACCGCAGAUGUGGUCUCUAUUUGACGAGCCCUAUAGUUCUAAUGCUGCUAAGAUAAUCGGCGUGAUAUCCGUCUUCUUCAUAUGCGUGUCCAUCAUAUCUUUCUGCCUGAAGACUCACCCGGACAUGAGAGUGCCAGUGAUAAGAAACUAUUCAGUGACGACCGCGAAUCAAACGCAAAGCUGGGCAUUGGACAAAGUACAAACGAAUGCCCAUAUCGCGUUCUUCUAUAUAGAGUGCGUGUGCAAUGCUUGGUUCACGCUAGAAAUCUUAGUGCGUUUCAUAUCUAGCCCGAACAAGUGCGAAUUCAUCAAAUCUUCAGUAAACAUCAUAGAUUAUAUCGCCACUAUGAGUUUCUACAUCGAUCUCAUCCUUCAAAAGUACGCCUCGCAUGUCGAAAACGCGGACAUCUUGGAGUUCUUCUCCAUCAUACGCAUCAUGAGGCUCUUCAAGUUGACCAGGCACUCGUCUGGCUUGAAGAUCCUUAUACAGACGUUCAGGGCGUCUGCGAAAGAAUUGACUCUGUUAGUGUUCUUUUUAGUGCUAGGCAUUGUGAUAUUCGCGAGCCUGGUGUACUACGCUGAGCGGAUCCAGACAAACCCCCACAAUGACUUUAAUAGUAUACCGUUGGGUUUGUGGUGGGCGCUGGUUACUAUGACGACCGUGGGGUAUGGGGAUAUGGCUCCGAAGACGUAUGUCGGAAUGUUUGUUGGUGCUUUGUGCGCUUUGGCUGGUGUGUUGACAAUUGCUCUACCCGUACCAGUAAUAGUAUCAAAUUUCGCCAUGUACUACUCGCAUACACAAGCGAGGGCCAAGUUGCCGAAGAAGAGACGAAGAGUCAUUAACGUGGAACCAGCCAGACCACCACUUAGAACACCAGGAGUACCUGGUGCCCCAGCUGGACCCAUGGCCCCUGGGAUGGGCCCACAAGCUGUAAACAGAAGGAUGAACGCAAUAAAAACGAAUCAUCCGAAAGAUAUGAUGGGACCUAAUAUGGGGAACGGGCUUUAUAUAACGCCUGCACAACGGAGUCAUAACACUAACAUUUUUUCACAUUGCACUCGAAGUACGAACCAGCACGAAGCCUUUAGGUCCCACAGCAUCAUCGGUGAAGCGCAAAGGCAACCACCAAACAUCAACCAUUACCACACAACAAGCUACUCUACCCACAUUGAACACUGCGUCGCAAGCCUAAUGCCUGGGAUGGAUUUAGCUGUAGCCACUCGCCUCACCCCGAGUCCCCGCGACAUGAGUCCAGCUUUAGCCCUAGCUAUACCAAUGAUGAAAUCCGUCAAUUUAGUCCCAGCGCAGUGUUUUGAUAAUAUGGCGUACAAUAACGAGAAAACCGACAAAAAGGAAGAAAUAAAUGAACAGAGUCCUUUAGAAGAAGCGUACAAGCACGACGAUAAAGAUGUAAAAACGCCAUUGUUACGAGACCAUAAAAUUGAGUCGAUGGAUGAGAAUAAGUUAAGGGAUCCAAAAGUAGAGAAACGUAAGUCAUCUGCGUCUACGUAG
Messenger RNA from Leptosia nina, 2052 nucleotides. NCBI's taxonomy places the organism in Eukaryota, Metazoa, Arthropoda, Insecta, Lepidoptera, Pieridae. The record is from the annotation of a GenBank genome assembly.